Vicia faba (fava bean) is the source of this 1764-nucleotide messenger RNA. The record is from the annotation of a GenBank genome assembly. Lineage: Eukaryota; Viridiplantae; Streptophyta; Magnoliopsida; Fabales; Fabaceae.
AUGGUUAUGGCUAUUUCAUAUAGUAAUAAUAAUGCAUUUAUAGUAAAAUGUUCCAUUCAGAAAAGACCUUCUUAUGUGUCAGAAAAUUCUCAUCACCAUAAUAAUUUUCCACUCUUGUCUAACAUGAAAUCAACUCUACCUCAAGUCUCCUUGCAAAUUGAUGUUCUCAAAAGUAUGAAAAAUAGUAUAGCAAAAUUAGUUGAUGUGUUUGUUGAUUCAUUCUUUGAAUUCAUUGAUAAACCAUUGCUUCCAUCUAAGAGUAACUUUGCUCCUGUGGAAGAGUUAGGGGAAGCCUUACUUGUGAAUAGCAUUCAAGGACGAAUUCCAAGUGAUUUUCCGGAGGGCGUUUACAUUAGAAAUGGACCGAAUCCCCUUUUCGGAGGAUUGAAAUCAACAAAUUCAAUAUUUGGUAAGUCAAGUCACAUUUGGGUGGAAGGAGAAGGAAUGCUUCAUGCAAUGUAUUUUCAAAAGUCAAGUCAUGGAACCUGGAAUGUUACCUACAACAACAAACACGUCGAAACCGAAACAUACAACCUUGAAAAACAUAGAAACAAACCAUUGUUUCUUCCAGCCAUUGAAGGCAAUUCACUCGCCGUUUUGUUUGCUUAUCUCUUCAACUGGUUGAGAUCUGGAAAAGCAAACAAAUACAUUAGCAACACCAAUGUGUUUGAGCAUUCAGGAAAGUUUUACUCAGUUGCUGAAAGUCACAUGCCACAAGAGAUUGAUAUAUUUUCCUUGAAAACUUUGAACAACUGGGAACUAGGUGCAGCUUGGAAUCGACCUUUUACGAGUCAUCCAAAGAAAGCUCCAAUUACAGGAGAGUUAGUAACAUUAGGCGUGGAACCAAUUAAACCUUUCGCCGUGGUUGGAGUUAUUUCCGCUGAUGGAAAGAAGUUGGUUCAUAAAGUUGAUAUCAAACUAAACAGGUGUAGUCUUUGCCAUGACAUAGGUGUUACACAAAGGUACAAUGUGAUCAUGGAUUUUCCACUAACCAUUGAUCUUAUCAGACUUCUAAGAGGAGGCCAGUUAAUAAAGUAUGAUAAGAAAGAAUAUGCAAGGAUUGGAAUAAUGCCGCGCUACGGUAACUCCGACUCAAUCAAAUGGUUUGAGGUGGAACCUAAUUGCACCUUUCACAUUAUCAAUUCUUUUGAAGAUGGAGAUGAGGUUGUAGUUAGGGGAUGCAGAUCACUUGAUUCUUUAAUUCCUGAACCCAACCCGAAUUCGAAUGACUAUGAAUGGUUAUCUCGUGGUUACGAAUGGCGAUUGAAUAUGAAAACCGGAGAGGUUAAGGAGAAAGAUCUAUGUGGUGAGAAAGUAGUUUACAUGGAUUUUCCUAUGAUCAAUGAAAACUUUGUUGGUAUUAAGCAUAAAUAUGCUUACACACAAGUAGUUGAUCCAACUGCAAACUCCACCACUCAAGAUGUGCCAAAAUAUGGAGGUUUAGCUAAGCUAUACUUAGAAGAAUCAUGUGAAGAGUUUUCUAUGUCAAUGGUAAAAGAUGAAGGUAUAAAGAUGGAAUAUCAUAUGUUUGAGAAGAAUACAUAUUGCAAUGGAGCAGCCUUUGUGGGUAGAGAUGGAGGUGUUGAAGAAGAUGAUGGUUGGAUCAUUACUUUUGUUCAUAAUGAAGAUACUAACAAAUCUCAAGUUCAUAUAAUUGAUACAAAGAAUUUCUGUGCUCAGACAGUUGCCAAAAUUGAAUUGCCUUGUAGAGUUCCAUAUGGAUUUCAUGGAGCUUUCAUGCCAAUCUCAUUCCAAGAUCUCUAG